Molecule: messenger RNA, 4613 nt
Organism: Hippopotamus amphibius kiboko
Lineage: Eukaryota; Metazoa; Chordata; Mammalia; Artiodactyla; Hippopotamidae
Gene: AFAP1L2
Product: actin filament associated protein 1 like 2
Exons: 18
Coding region: 21-2642 (873 amino acids)
Biological process (GO): regulation of mitotic cell cycle; positive regulation of epidermal growth factor receptor signaling pathway; positive regulation of interleukin-8 production
Cellular component (GO): cytosol
Molecular function (GO): SH3 domain binding; SH2 domain binding
Source: RefSeq, a predicted model, not a curated record
GCGAGUUCCCUGAACACAGCAUGCCCUCCCCGGCCUCUGCAGUGUUGCCAACGGCAUGUCUUCUGCAAGAUGUCCAGCUCUUCCAGGAGGUGGAGAGACGAGAGGACCUGGCCCCGAGGAAAGGAGCCCUGGAGCAGCUGCUGACAGAGCUGGACGACUUCCUCAGGAUCCUUGACCAGGAGAGCCUGAGCAGCACAGCCGUGGUGAAGAAGAGUGGCCUGGCCGAGCUCCUCCGCCUUUACACCAAAAGCAGCAGUUCUGAUGAGGAGUACAUUUAUAUGAACAAAGUGACAGUCCACAAGCAACAGAAUGCUGAGUCCCAAGACAAAGCACCCGCGGAGCAGAACCCUCUGACCAAUGGUGAGCCCAGCCAGCACUCCUCGGCCCCUCAGAAGAGUCUUCCAGACCUCCCGCCACCCAAGAUCAUUCCAGAACGGAAACAGCUCUCCAUCCCAAAGAUUGAGUCUCCAGAGGGUUACUAUGAAGAGGCUGAACCGUAUGACACAUCCCUCAAUGAGGACGGAGAGGCCGUGAGCAGCUCCUACGAGUCCUAUGACGAGGAGGAGAGCAGCAAGGGCAAGUCGGCCCCCUACCAGUGGCCAUCGCCCGAGGCCAGCAUCGAGCUGAUGCGCGACGCCCGCAUCUGCGCCUUCCUGUGGCGCAAGAAGUGGCUGGGCCAGUGGGCCAAGCAGCUCUGCGUCAUCAAGGACACCAGGCUCCUGUGUUACAAGUCCUCCAAGGACCACAGUCCUCAGCUGGAUGUGAACUUGCUGGGCAGCAGCGUGGUGCACAAGGAGAAGCAAGUGCGGAAGAAGGAGCACAAGCUGAAGAUCACGCCCAUGAACGCCGACGUGAUCGUGCUGGGCCUGCAGAGCAAGGACCAGGCCGAGCAGUGGCUCAGGGUCAUCCAGGAGGUGAGUGGCCUGCCUUCCGAAGGUGCUUGUGAGGGAAACCAGUACACCCCAGAUGCCCAGCGCCUGAACUGUCCAAAACCAGAUAUAACCGAGAAGUACCUGUCAGCCCCGGAGUGUGGAAGCUCCAUAGAUGGCCACCCUGAGGUCCCAGAGAUCAAGGAUGUUAAGAAGAAAUGUUCCACUGGCCUCAAACUGAGCAACCUAAUGAACCUGGGCAGGAAGAAAUCUACCUCGCUGGAGCCUCCCGAGAGGUCCCUCGAGACAUCCAGUUACCUGAACGUGCUGGUCAACAGCCAGUGGAAGUCACGCUGGUGCUCCGUCAGGGACAGUCACCUGUACUUCUACCAGGACCGGAACCGGAGCAAGGCGGCCCAGCAGCCCCUCAGCCUGGUGGGCUGUGAGGUGGUGCCGGACCCGAGCCCCGACCACCUCUACUCCUUCCGCAUCCUCCACCACGGCGAGGAGCUGGCCAAGCUCGAGGCCAAGUCUUCUGAGGAGAUGGGCCACUGGCUAGGCCUCCUGCUCUCUGAGUCGGGCUCCAAGACAGACCCGGAAGAAUUCACCUACGAUUACGUGGAUGCCGACAGGGUUUCCUGUAUUGUGAGCGCCGCAAAAACCUCUCUGCUGCUGAUGCAGAGGAAGUUCUCAGAGCCGAACACUUACAUUGACGGCCUGCCCAGCCAGGAUCGCCAGGAGCUGCUGUAUGAUGACGUGGAGGUGUCGGAGCUGACAGCUGUGGGGGAGGCCCCCGAGGAAGCUGCUCCUGCGACAGAUGCUCCAAGCGAGCCCGACCCCGACCGCGUAUACCUGGACCUCACUCCCAUCAAGUCCUUCGUGCACAGUGCCAGCGGUGCACAGGCCCGGGCCCCCUCGCCCACGCCACCCCAGCAGGACCCUCCGGCUGAGGCCCUUCCUGCAGACACGGACUCCACCCCUGAGGAGCCCCUCGUAAAGUCUCCAGAGAACCCCGAGCUGCAGCAGAUGCAGCAGGAGAGUCAGGAACCUGAGGAGCUUUCCCUGGGAAUCACAGCAGUCAAAAUCCAGACGGAAGAGCAGAAAAUCUCCUUUCCACCGAGCUGCCCUGACACGGUGGCUGUUGCCCCAGCCAGGGCCAGCCCACCUGUGAAGGACAAGUUGAAGACAGCCAGUGCAGAGAUCAAACUUGGCAAGAACAGGACAGAAGCCGAGGUGAAGCGGUACACGGAGGAGAAGGAGAGGCUUGAGAAGAAGAAGGAGGAAAUUCGGGGGCACCUGGCUCAGCUCCGGAGGGAGAGACGGGAGUUGAAGGAGACCCUGCUAAAGUGUACAGCCAACCUGCUUCUCUCUGCAGACAAGGGGGCGGUGGCCAGCCUGGAGCAGCAGCUGAAGGAGGUUGACGAGGAGUGCCGGGUGGAGGAGCGCAGGCGUGUGGACCUGGAGCUCAGCAUCGUGGAGGUGAAGGACAACCUGAAGAAGGCUGAGGCCGGGCCCGUGACACUGGGCACCACCGUGGACACCACCCACCUGGAGAACGUGAGCCCCCGACCCAAAGCUGCUGCCACCCCAACACCUGCCCUGGACUGUACCCCAGUCAACUCCGCAACUGCGCUCAAGAACAGGCCUCUGUCGGUCAUGGUCACGGGCAAAGGCACCGUCCUCCAGAAAGCCAAGGUAAGCGAUCCCUCCCGGCCUCUCUCAGGGCCACCGGUGGACGGCAGGACGGUCACUACAGCGGGGGCCCCCUUCUGACCCAGGUGGCACUUUCCUGCUCUGAGCGAGCUCUGCUCGCAGCAAGAAGAGGCAGGGGCUGGGACUUCGCUGUGUCUUUGGUACUGACCAACCAGAAAGGUGCUUGCACGUGGUUCGGUGUCCUUAUGAGUCAGCCUGAGGGCGUGAGUCCCUGCACUGCCCACCACGUGAUUGUCAGUAGAUUCCGGGGAGAGAGCUGAAGUUCAGAGACAGACUGGGGCUGGAUAGUUUCCCAAGCCUCAGUGACUCUGAAGGACUUCUGCCGUGAAAACUGAAGAAGCGUAUUCAGACAGGGGACGGAUUUGCCUGAAGCCACCCAGCCAGCUGGGGGCAAAGGCUCAGUAAGGCAUAAACAAGGAGCAGAUGCCAUUGCUGGCUUUCCCUGCAGGCUAGACAGAAAGUGUUAGGAAUCCUUGACUCAUCUGCACAGGAAAGAGCAUGCCUAGAGCUGCCUGUGUUUUUGGCAAACUGUUCUUUAUUUCUAUCCUGCUUAUUACCGGCUGGAGAUUUUUCGAGGCACCUGCACCCAAUGACUAAGUAUUAAAUCCACGCAAGCACGUGAGCCACUGCUGCCUCACUGCCAUGGCAGACAUCACUCACCCCCUCUCUGCUGCUCCGUGGCCUCAGAAUCUCUGAAUAGGUGCUCCAGGCAGUGGGAAACACACAGGGGUUGCACCCUAAUUACCGUCUCUGCUCCUAGCUGCUUCUAUGUAUAUGUAGGUUGGCUACAGAGGAUAACUAACUUUCUUCUUUUGGUGGGGACGCUGGUGUUUGAAUGGUACCCUAGGAAUGGGAGAAGAAAGGAGCAAGUUAGGAAACAGACAUCAUCUAAAGACUCUCCUGUCAACAUGGACCUUGGUGACAAUUCUGCUUCGUUACAGUCUUCAUUAAAGCAGCAACUCUGUGAACGGGUGAGUCUGUUUACAAGAAAAAGGAAGGACUGGGGUUCAAUGAAUGGAAGACUUCAGCUAAGAGGAGGCUCUGUCCCUCUGCAGAGCCAAAGGAAGUAAUACAACAGCAAAAAAGACUUUUGUGGAGACCUAAGUCUGUUGGUUGUAAACAAGACAUUGCUGUAUUUAGGGGGUACUCUGUGUUUCUUCCUUGAAGUUUUCAUCAGUUGCUUUAUCAAGCUUUUUAAGUGAAAAGCUUCUGAUGUGGAGACUGGUGGAAGAGAAAUCAAGGUAGCAGGGCCCUGCCCCACUGAUCCCAUGGCUUUGGUGAUCGAGAAGAUCUAAACUCCUGAUGGUCAUCUCCUGACUCUUCGCAGUGUCGGGGGUUAAACCGCCCUUGUCUUCAACUGUGUAAAACCAUCUGUGGUUUUUUGAGAAAUGGUAAUGGGGAAAACAUUUGGGACCAAGCUGAGGCACUGUUCCCAGUAAAUUAAGGACUUUUUUCAGGCUAAAGCAGGCCUGAACCAACUGAUUUUAAGUAAAAUUUUAAGUGAUGCUGUAUUAUAUAGAAAAAACAGUUUAAAAUCCUGUAAUUUAGAACAGUGAAAAGCAUCUUUUGAGAUUUAACUGACUUUUUACAUUACCAUAGAAACAAGAUUACCCUGUGUUUACAGAUUCAGUCCUGUGGCAAGGCCAUUUUUAAGAGAAGAGUUAUUUAAUAUAACGCUCUUAGUCCCUGUUUUUUAAGUUGUGCUCCAUAUCCAGGCCCUUUCCAAGGAAAAAGGGGUGAAUUUUGUUUCAGGUGGUCUUUCUUCUCUUAAAAUUGGCUGCGCUAUUCUUUGUGUUGCCCGUUCUUCUCUUCUGAUGGCACUGUUAACACAGGUUGAAACAUUUCAUCUAUCGUCUCUGCCUCAUUUCUGGGGGUUCUGAAUCAGAGUUCUUUAACACUGGUUCCUGAGAACUAAAGGUCUUUUGAUUCUUACUGUCUUUCUAAUCCCAGGGCAUUUAUUUCCUUUGUCAUAAACAUUUGGUGUCCCAAGUGGUGAGUUAGAAUUUUUUUUUUAAUAAAAUGUUAAUUGUA